Wallemia mellicola CBS 633.66 is the source of this 521-nucleotide messenger RNA. RefSeq names its product Isochorismatase hydrolase. NCBI's taxonomy places the organism in Eukaryota, Fungi, Basidiomycota, Wallemiomycetes, Wallemiales, Wallemiaceae. The record is from RefSeq and is a predicted model, not a curated record. The coding region runs from base 1 to 495 and encodes 164 amino acids. The transcript has a single exon.
AUGUAUCUCCUAGCCCAUCUCAUAUAUCAUCAGGAUGCUCAUCCAUCUAAUCACAUUUCAUUCGCAUCAAGGCAUAACAAAGAGCCAUUUAGUAGCAUAACACUCCCAGAUGGUAGGAUACAAGAGCUUUGGCCAGAUCAUUGCGUAGCCAACACUAAAGGUGCAGAAUUACAUGAGGACAUACAAUCAUCCCUGAAUAGCACGUCUAAUAAAGUAGUAUACUUGGAGAAGGGUACCAACAUUGAUGUAGACGCUUACUCAGCUUUUAACGCCUCUUCUCACAAUUUAUUACAUUUACUCAAGGAAUCAUCAACGAUAUACGUUACGGGAUUAGCAGCAGAUUUUUGCGUGAAAGCGACAGCAAUUGAUGGCCAGCUUAAUGGACAUUCUAUUACAGUAAUAGAGGAUGCUACUAAAGCAGUUAGCGAUGAAUCAAAUUGGCGUGAAAAACUUCUCAAAUGUGAUAUUAAACUGAUAAAAUCAACAGAAAUUUAACAAAUAUGCAUGAUCAACCAAAUAAA